Molecule: messenger RNA, 486 nt
Organism: Trichomonas vaginalis G3
Lineage: Eukaryota; Parabasalia; Trichomonadida; Trichomonadidae
Product: acetylation-dependent protein binding
Exons: 1
Coding region: 1-486 (161 amino acids)
Molecular function (GO): protein binding
Source: RefSeq, a predicted model, not a curated record
AUGAAUGAAUAUAAUCGUGGAUGGUGCUGGAAGGUUCUGAAUGAGAUCAAUAGAAUGCCUAUUUCUAAGCCAUUUAGGCUUCCUGUUGAUCCUGUUCAUGAUGAUGCACCAGAUUAUCUGCAAAAAAUAAAGCAUCCAAUGGAUUUAUCAAAAAUUAAGCAAAAUUUGAAUAGCGGUAUAUAUACAAAACCUCAACAACUUGUCGAUGAUAUACAUUUAAUAGCAUCAAAUACAAGAUUGUAUAAUGGAGAAGACUCAUUUUUUGCAGCAUGUGCAGAUAUCAUUGAGGAAUACAUUGAUCAGCAGCUUAAGGAUAAAUGUAAUUCAUAUGAUGAAGAAUGGACACAAAAUUUGGAUAGAAUUAUUGCUGCUCUUCGAAAGCAUAUAGAAAAGGCGCCAAAAGGAGUAAAUAUUGACGGCUUUGAAAAUAUUAUAACCAAUCCAAUCCAGAAAAUAUCAACAACCUCUGAUACAGAAUUUCUUUGA